Cladophialophora immunda is the source of this 2112-nucleotide messenger RNA. RefSeq lists its product as uncharacterized. Gene Ontology annotation, molecular function: aldehyde dehydrogenase (NAD+) activity. NCBI's taxonomy places the organism in Eukaryota, Fungi, Ascomycota, Eurotiomycetes, Chaetothyriales, Herpotrichiellaceae. The record is from RefSeq and is a predicted model, not a curated record. Bases 89 to 1579 code for a protein of 496 amino acids. The transcript has a single exon.
CGUGUGAGGACGAACGACUCCCAUUGACGCGAUAUAGAUCCCCCAGAGUAGGAGUGGCUCUUUGACAUCUUUGUUCAUCCUUCGCGCUAUGCCCGACCUCCUUCAUAUAUCUAACUGGGUGGACGGCGUGCAUGCUGUCCCCACAGCCGAACGAAUACAGGUUAUCAACCCCGCGACCGAGUCCACGAUAGGCGCUAUUGACGCCACGCCGCGAGAGGCCGUCGAUGCCAUCAUCUCCGACUCUCUGCGCACGUUCCGCCAGGGCAAGUGGUCCCGUGCAGACGCCUCGGAGAGGUUCUCCGUCCUCUCCAAGGCGGCGGCGCUGCUGCGGGCACGGAUCCCCGAGUUCGUCGAGCUGGAGACGCAGCAGACAGGUCGGCCCAUCCGUGAGAUGCGCGCCCAGUUGGCGCGGAUCCCGGAGUGGCUGGAAUACUUUGCCUCGCUGGCUCGUGUCCACGAGGGGCGGGUCACGCCCUUCAAGGGCCCGGUCAUCAACACCGUCACGCGCCUGCCCCUGGGCGUGGUGGUGCAGAUUACGCCCUGGAACCACCCCCUUCUGAUCGCAACGAAGAAGAUCGCUGCAGCUCUCGCGGCCGGAAAUGUCGUGGUGGUGAAGCCAUCCGAGCUGGCGCCGUUGUCGGUCCUGAGGCUCGGAGCGUUGUUCCAGGAGGCCGGGCUGCCGGACGGGACGCUGCAGAUCGUGUGUGGCUACGGGCGAGACACGGGCAAGUUCUUGUGCGAGAAUCCCUUGGUGGCCAAGAUUGACCUGACGGGCGGGAUCGCGACAUACAAGGCCAUCGCAUCGAGGGCUGGCGAGAAUAUGAUCCCCAUCACGGCCGAGCUCGGUGGGAAAGCCCCCGUGUGUCUUCUCCCCAGUGUGGACGUCGAGCAAGCGGUCCGGGCCGCUCUCUUCGCCAGUUUCAUCGCCAGUGGCCAGACGUGCGUGACUGGAAGUCGUCUGCUGGUGCACAGGGAUAUUUACGAUCGAUUUGCCGAGCUGCUGGAGAGGAGAGUCAAAGCCCUGCGGGUCGGCGACCCAGAGGAUCCGGCGACACAGAUCGGAGCAGUCAUCUCGAGCGCGGCUCAAGCGAGAUGCGCCGCAUUCGUGGACCGUGCCGUCAAGGAAGGCGGCAAGAUCCUCUGCGGCGGCAACGCGACGACGGUGGCGGGGAAGGGGUUCUUCUUCGAGCCCACCAUCAUCGAAACGCAACAUGGCUCCGAUUUGUCCUGCAACGAGGUCUUCGGUCCGGUCAUCGCGCUCGUCAAAUGUGAGUCGGAGGAGGACAUCAUUCAGAUUGCCAACGACAGCCCCUUCGCACUGGGAGCGUCGGUCUGGACGAACGACAUCUCACAGGGGCACCGGAUGGCGGAGAAGAUCGAGGCCGGCAUCGUCUGGAUCAACGGGCAUCACUUGAACGACCCUUCGUCGCCCUGGGGAGGAUUCAAGGAGAGCGGACUGGGCAAGGAGAACGGCGUGGAAGCCUAUGAGAGCUAUACUAAAGUCAAGAGCACCGUCAUCAACUAUGGCAUCCCUCCUGCGUGGUUCGACGAGGAGGUUGAGAACGCACGGUAUGGCUAACCACUUGCCUGGGACUCAAGCACAGACAUGUGUGCGUGAUCUGUCGAGGUCCAACCUCCCGGUUGGCUGGACUCUGUCUCGUACAUACAAGCAUAUCCUCCUGGCUGAUCUCGCAGCUACCAUCCGAAUCCUCACUUCACCGAGCGAGAUAGCUCUGUAACUCGGUUACAUUUGGAUCCCAGCCUAUCAGGAACAAGCCAAAUGGCUUUGCCGACUCCAUUCGCUGCCCUCGAUCACGAAAGUAAAUCAAAAGGAGGUCCGGCCUGGGCACUGGGUGCAACUAAAGAAUCUCGACGAUCGUCCUACCCAUCGUGAGACGUUAUCAACCCAUAGUCAUAUUACGGCUGCCGACGGUGUCAGUCCUGAUAUGCAAUAGACUGUAUCCGGCAGGGUCACAGGUCAGGUAUAGAUGACAUCCUUGCACAUCAGCAAUGGCACCAAAGAUGAGGCAUGCCUCCACCACAAUGAGUUGUGUGAGCACGAAGUUCCCCAACAGAAAUCCCUUGACAACAGAUUGUUGUCUGCGAAUGGCC